AUGGUCAAAGCAAAAGACUUGCUCCCGCCGGACCCGCGGCCGUCGAAGGCCCAUCCGGAGAUGCGCGCGCGGCGCAAGCAGCUGGAGAAGGAGCACGGGUACGGCUGGGUGCCGCCGGUGGUGCUUGGGCUGCUGGGGCUGACGCUGGCGUACGACGUCACGAAGGACGUGGAAAAGUACGAGAACAUGAAGACCGACGGGGAGCAGAAGGGCGGCGGCGACGACAAUGACGGAGAGGAGGCGCGGAGGCGCAGGAGGCAGCGGCGGCGCGAGGAGCUGCGGUCGCGGUCGCACCGCCGGCACGGGGGCCGGGGCGAGUAUGACGAGCGGGAUAGCUGGGAGGGGGAGGACGGUGGUGAGGACUCGAGGAGAGGGGGCAGUGAUAGGGGGAGAAGGGAGAAGGAUCGGGAUGGGGGCUUGAGCCGGGCGGACCGCCUUGAGAAGGGCGAGGGCGGGCCGUGGGAUCGCGAUCGGGAGCGGGAGAGGGACCGCCGGAGGGGGAGCGUGUAUGACCCGGCCGACUAUGAUGAGGACAGGUAUCGUCGUCGUGGGAGAGACGGUGGUGAUGAUUAUUAUGAUUAUGAACGGGGCAGAAGGGCAGUUGAAGAGCGUAGGGGCCGGCCCAGGAUGAGGAGGCACUCUAGUGAUUGGUGA
Messenger RNA from Diaporthe amygdali, 654 nucleotides. RefSeq lists its product as uncharacterized. The record is from RefSeq and is a predicted model, not a curated record. Bases 1 to 654 code for a protein of 217 amino acids. NCBI's taxonomy places the organism in Eukaryota, Fungi, Ascomycota, Sordariomycetes, Diaporthales, Diaporthaceae. The transcript has a single exon.